AGUUGAAACCUCAGAGCAAAAUGAAGCCAACUUUUUUCUCAGCAACUCUAGUCUUUGUCGUUAUGUCGGUUGUCCAGUGCAAUCCGAAUUACCAGCAGAUGAUGAAACAGUGCUUGGACGAAACUAAGUUGACGGAGGCGGAGCUGAAGGCGUUCAUGUCCAGUGGCAUGAAUAAUAAUCCCAAUGAGAACCUCAAAUGUUACGCCAAGUGCCUGAUGGAGAAGCAAGGGCACCUGGUCAAUGGACAAUUCAACGCUGACGCUCUGCUCAAUAGCCUCAAGGAUGUGCCCCAAAUGAAAGAUAAAAUGCCCGAAAUCUCGUCCGGUGUGAAUGCAUGCAGGAACAUAAAGGGCACCAAUGAUUGCGAUACUGCAUUCAAGAUCUCCAUGUGUCUAAAGGAACACAAGGCAAUCGGCGGCCCACAAUAAAAUAACUUAAUCAAGUUACUUCCCACAUUCAAUUCGGCAGGGCUCAGAGGUUUUAGAUUAAUGUUAAAUAAAUGUUUGUUUGUCUCUUUAUAUAAUGCAUUAAAGGA
Messenger RNA from Drosophila novamexicana, 535 nucleotides. It is a transcript of the gene Obp56h, whose product is annotated as general odorant-binding protein 56h. The transcript has 2 exons. NCBI's taxonomy places the organism in Eukaryota, Metazoa, Arthropoda, Insecta, Diptera, Drosophilidae. The record is from RefSeq and is a predicted model, not a curated record. Gene Ontology annotation, molecular function: odorant binding. Gene Ontology annotation, biological process: sensory perception of smell. The coding region runs from base 21 to 428 and encodes 135 amino acids.